CAAAACGCUGAGCGACUAUUCACAUGCGAGACCUAUGCCAAAGUCUUAAAACUUUCAUCAAUAAUCGAUCCUUCCAGUGUGAUAUCUGUGAUUGUACAUACGUGUUGCGCAGCGGUUUAUCCUUGCACCGAAAAAGUACGAUGGAUCGAUCGUAAUGCCCGAUUUGGUGGAAGAUAUUAAUCGAAAAAAAUUGUAAAACUUUGACUAAACACUAGUUUUUAGAACAACCUUUGCAAUAUAUAACAUAAAAGACUAAGAAAGAGUUGUGCAUUUUGUUAAAGUAGAAUAUACCAAUUCAAUUCGACUUUUCAUGUAAAAAACUCAAACUGAUUUUCAAGAGGUGCUUUGCAGGAAAGUACACAUGACUCUGGCGCAAGUUUACUAUGAAGGCCGUACGCAAACGCAUGGGUCAGCAUCAAGGAGUGUGAAUUUUUACGUGAGUCCCGUAAUACGACCGCAUUCACUUCAUUCUGAUUUCACCGUGAAGCGAAUCGUAAUAAGUAUCAUUAUAUUGGUAUAAAUGCAUAAGACAAGUGCGAAAUAACGUGAUAAUUUUUUACAGUGUACUCGUUUCUUAAGUUGAAAUCCAGUGUGGUGAAAAACAAUUCUACCAACACAAACUGACGUAACGGACGUAACAGCAAUCAGCUGUGCCACAAAACAUUUCUGGUGGCUGGAAAUCAAUGACUAUACAAAGGUGAGGAAGAAGAAGACAUUUGUCUGUUUAGUAACGAAAAUAAGGUAAACAGAAGCACGUGUUGGGGUUGUGACGUAGAUCUCCAAAAACGCGAAAAUGUCAUUUAGAAUUGUGUUCCGCAUUGUUUAACGACGCAGGUAGGCGUUUUCAGCCGUAAACUGUCAUAACUUGUUAAAAUUUCUUUUAAAAAAUUACCGAACAUUGACUUUUGGACAUUGUUUUUUGACUUCCACGUCAUCAGUGUUGACAAAAAAGAAGCCCUUUAAACCCGAGACUCAAACCAUCUCCGUACCUAUCUAUAUUCCAUUGACUGGAAAUGACAACCAAACACAGAAGAAAAAAAAAAACGCUGCGGUACAAGGGGUACAAGAUAAAAAACAAAUUUUGGUGUCUUCAAUGGUCUAGAGGUGCGAAUAAGAAUUCUAACUUUUUAUUGCUAGAAUUUUGAUACCUCGUGUGCAUUUAGGCAAAUGGAAUUGAGAUAAUCUGCUUUAAUAAAAAUCGAGGAACAAUCCGGGACGAUAAAAGUGGAAGAGAUUACGAUAUUCGACACUCUGUUGGAUAUUAUGGAAUCUGAUCCACCGAUCACCAAGAGUGAUGGACAAUUUCUCAGAGAGGAAACGGCAUCACAAAAUGGGUCUGCUAUUGACACUACUAUCGAUAAAACCGGAAAAACGAAAACUACUGCAGCAGCCGAUGGUGGAAUUGCCGCUUCUAGCUCAAGCGAAACAAAUGAAAACAAAUUGAAAACGGACCCUACUGAUGGCAGCCAACGGAAACACAUUUGCAACAUUUAUGGGAAGGAGUACGAAACAAAGCGAGUUCUCUGUCAGCACAAGAAAACAUAUAAUGGCGAACAAUCGUUUUUUUCUGACGAAAGUUGCAAAUCGUUAAGCACAGCCCUCAAGCUCAAUAACCAUAAUACGCAGCAUACAGAGGAAAAUAAAUACAAGUGCGAUAUACGUGAGAAAACUUUUCUCCAGAAAAAGAAAACGAAACACAUGACGCAACACACGAAGGAUCGCGCUCAUAAAUGUUUCAUUUGCGGAAAAGGGUUUAGCUUCAUAUCGCACCUUGCAAGACAUACGCAGUUCCACUGUGACGAGCGACGGUACAGAUGCGACAUCUGCGGCAAAGAUUACAAAUCAGCAGCCAGUCUAUACAAUCACAAGAGGUUUCAUAUAUUCCAUGAAGAUGAGCUACAUAAAUGCCUCAUUUGCGGAAAGGAAUACAAAUCAGUAUAUAAGCUUAAUGAGCACACAAAGUAUCACACAUCCGGUGAGGACGAAUUGCACAGAUGCGACCUUUGCGGGAAAGUCUUCAUUUACCGCUCCAACCUCUUAAAUCAUAAGCACACUCACAGUGAGGAACGACGGCACAAAUGCGACAUCUGCGGCAAGAAUUACAAUCAGUAUAUAAGCUAAAGGAGCACAUCAAGUAUCACACAUCCGUCGAGGGUUAUUCACACAGAUGCAACCUUUGCGGGAAAGUCUUCGGUCGUCGCUCUAACCUCUUAAGACAUGAACACACUCACAGUGAAGAACAACGACACAAAUGCGACACCUGCGGAAAAGAUUUCAAAUUACUAUAUUAUCUGAAUGUUCACAGAAAGUAUCACACAAUUCAUGAAAAUGAUUUGCACAAAUGUUCCAUUUGCGGGAAAAGUUACGCGCGUCACGACGCAUUUACAGAACAUUUAAACACCCACAGUGACGAGCGGCACAGAUGCGACAUCUGCGGCAAAGAAUACCAGUCAGCAAAGAAACUGGAGUAUCACAUGAGGUAUCACACAACCGGAAAGGAUGAACUGCACAGUUGCGACGUUUGUGGGAAAGCCUACGUUCAUCGCUCUACCCUCUUAUAUCAUAGGCAGACUCACAGUGACGAGCGAAAGUACAGAUGCGAUAUCUGCGGUAAGGGUUACAAAAGAGCAUGCAUUUUGAAUCGACACAAGAAGCAUCACACAUCCGGGGACGAUGUACUGUACAAAUGCGCCAUUUGCGGAAAAGGCUUCGUGCUUCACUACGCGCUCAAACAGCAUUUGGAAACUCAUAGUGACGAACUACUGUACAAGUGUGAAAUCUGCGGCAAACAGUACAAAAGCAGAGGUGGACUCUACCUGCACAAAAAGGCACAUCACGACAAACAAUCUUUAAUAAAAAUGGAGGAACAAUCUGGGACGAUAAAAGUAGAAGAGAUUACGAUAUUCGACACUCUGUUGGAUGUUAUGGAAUCAGACCUACCGAUCACCAAGAGUGAUGGACAAUUCUUCAGAGAGGAAACGGCAUCACAAGAUGGGUCUGCAAUUGACAAUACUAUCGAUAAAAACGCUAAAACGAAAACUACUGCAGCAGCCGAUGGUGAAAUUGCUGCUUCUAGCUCAAGCUGGGGUUUUGCUUUCUGUUCCAGCGAAACGAAUGAAUUGGAAACGAACCCUACCGAUGGCAGCCAACGGAAACACAUUUGCAACAUUUGUGGUAAGGAGUACAAAACAAAGCGAGUUCUCUGUCAGCACACGAAAACACAUAAUGGCGAACAAUCGUUUAUUUCUGACGAAAACAGCGAAACGUCAAGCAGAGCCCGCAAGCUUAACAACCAUAAUACGCAUUAUACAGAGGAAAAUAAAUACAAGUGCGAUAUGUGUGAGAAAACUUUCCUCCUGAAAAUAAAAAUUAGGAAACACAUGAGGCAACACAUGAAAGAUCGCCCCCAUAAAUGUCUCAUUUGCGAAAAAGGGUUUAUCUACAUAUCAGAUCUUAAAAGGCAUACGCUGUUCCACAGUGACGAGCGACGGUACAGGUGCGACAUCUGCGGCAAGGAUUACAAAUCAGUAUAUAAGCUUAAUGAGCACGCGAAGUAUCACACAUCCGUCGAUGAUGAUUCGCACAGAUGCAACCUUUGCGGAAAAGUCUUCGUUUGUCGCUCUUACCUCUUAAAUCAUAAGCAAACUCACAGUGAAGAACAACGGCACAAAUGCGACAUCUGCGGAAAAGAUUUCAAAUUACUACGUUAUCUGAAUGUUCACAGAAAGUAUCACUUAAUUCAUGAAAAUGAUUUGCACAAAUGUCCCAUUUGCGGGAAAAGUUACGCGCGUCAAGUCGCAUUUUCAGUACAUUUGACCACCCACAGUAGCGAGCUGCACAGAUGCGACAUCUGCGGCAAAGAUUUCCAGUCAGCAAAGAAACUGAAGUAUCACAUGAAGUAUCACACAACCGGAAAGGAUGAACUGCACAGUUGCGACGUUUGUGGGAAAGCCUACGUUCAUCGCUCUACCCUCCUAUAUCAUAGGCAGACUCACAGUGACGAGCGAAAGCACAAAUGCGAUAUCUGCGGCAAGGGUUACAAAAGAGCAUGUAUUCUGAAUCGACAUAAGAAGCAUCACACAUCCGAUGACGAUGUACUGUACAAAUGCGCCAUUUGCGGAAAAGGCUUCGUGCUUCACUUCGCACUCGAAGAGCAUUUGAAAACACAUAGUGACGAACUACGAUACAAGUGUGAAAUCUGCGGCAAACAGUACAAAAGCAGAGGAGGACUGUACCUGCACGGAAAGGCACAUAACGGCAAACAAUCGGGAUGAAUUCAACGAAACGUUCUAAGCUUUCCGGAUUAAUAAUAUAAUCCCACGAGACACAUGUCAAAGCGCUGAGCGACUAUUCACAUGCGAAAUUUAUGGCAAAGUCUUCAAAUCUCUUAGUUUUUGCACGCAAAAGAAAAUACACACUUCCGUCAAUAAUCGAUCAUUCCAGUGUGAUACAUAUCUGUGAUUGUACAUACGUGUCGUGCAGCGAUUCAUCGUUGCACCGAACGAAGGACAGACUGGUUGUAUACAAAGCACACGAAUGAGACUUGUGUGCACAGACAAACGUGCCACUCGAAGGCGAUUUAAUCGACCAGAAAAAUAAUGAUUAUUUUUAAAUUUUGCUUAGUGGGCAGUAAUGCUGCUAGUUUCGCUAUAAGCAAGCGUGCACAUUCACGAAGAUUUUUCAGGAUUUUUCUUCGUAGAGGCACGUCUGUUUGUCUGCUGUGGUGUAAGGUUUACUCAGAAGAACAAUAUCACUAAUCAUAAGAAAAACAACACUGGAUAGUAAUGGAUCGUAAUGCCCGAUUUGAUAAAAUAUAUUAAUUGAAAAAGUUUUAAAACUUUGACUGAACACUAACUUCAAAACAAUCUUUGAAAUAUGUAACAUAAAAAACUCAGGAAGAGUUGUGUAUUUUGUUGAAGUAGUAUAUACCAAUAAACUGUUUUUGAAGAAGUUCUUCGGAGACAUGCUAAAAGUUAAACACAAGAAAAGUACUCAUGACUCAGGCGCAAAUUUACUAUGAAGGCCGUACGUAAACGCAUAGCUCAGCAUCAAGAAGUGUGAAUGCUUACGUGAGUCCCGCAAUAGGAUCGUAUCCACUUCACUCUGAUUUCAACGUGAAGUGACUCCAGUAAUAAGCACCAUUAUAUAGGUAUAAAUGCAUGAAACAACUGCGAAAUAACGUAAUAAUUUUUUACAGUGUACCAAAUUAUUAAGUUGAAAUCCAGGUAAAAUUGUUUUUCGAUUUCACCACGCAGUUUAUGACGUAAUAGCAAUCAGCUGUGUCCGCUCACGCUCCCUAAAAUGAAUUCAAAAAUGAUUAGAAAACAAUUCAUUUCCAUAAAAAGUGGAACAACACGAAAAUUGAGUAACUCUGAUGUUAUUCAAAAUUGUGUAACCAUAGUAUGAGCAAAUAAUGUGUAUUUAUUAUUCAGCAUGAUGUAUACAAUAUAACUCAUUUUUUGUGUUUAAUAAAACUCAUUUAGUUCGUAAAAAAUA
Molecule: messenger RNA, 5496 nt
Organism: Wyeomyia smithii (pitcher-plant mosquito)
Lineage: Eukaryota; Metazoa; Arthropoda; Insecta; Diptera; Culicidae
Product: zinc finger protein 62 homolog
Exons: 4
Coding region: 2079-4274 (731 amino acids)
Biological process (GO): regulation of transcription by RNA polymerase II
Cellular component (GO): nucleus
Molecular function (GO): DNA-binding transcription activator activity, RNA polymerase II-specific; RNA polymerase II cis-regulatory region sequence-specific DNA binding
Source: RefSeq, a predicted model, not a curated record